Messenger RNA from Wyeomyia smithii (pitcher-plant mosquito), 748 nucleotides. RefSeq names its product mitochondrial transcription rescue factor 1. Lineage: Eukaryota; Metazoa; Arthropoda; Insecta; Diptera; Culicidae. The record is from RefSeq and is a predicted model, not a curated record. The coding region runs from base 39 to 683 and encodes 214 amino acids. The transcript has 2 exons.
UGUCAAAACAGUGUUAGGUCAAAUAAUUGCGUGAUAUAAUGUCACUUAUAAUCAAAAACCGCUUAAAUCUAAGUACUUUUAGACUUUUAAAAACAUACCUCCCACAGGCAUCAUACUGUUCCUUGGAGCGAACAACCCGUCACUUAACCAUACACAAACAGGAGCAGGAAUCUCCUUUCGGGACGACCGGUGCAUUAGUGAAAAGUUACACACUCCAGCAGGUACGAUGGAAGUCGAAAAAAUCGAACCGAAAAGAUCGCACCCAACCGGCAAAAGAUGAUGUUGAUGACGAAGAUUCCGACGAGGAUCAGUCGGACGUCUUCGAGGAACUGGCAAACGACAAACACACGAAACUGCUCAAAACCAGUGUCGGCUCUAUGCGGGCUGAUUUAAUUGUUAAAGCCGGACUGGGAAUAGCUAGAAACAAAGUAGACACUCUUUUUUAUGAAAGCAAAAUCCGUGUCAAUGGACGAAAGCUGCUGAAGAAAAGCACCAUGCUGGAUGCGGGUGACGAAGUGGACGUCGUCAAGGGACCCAGUCCUAACAAUCCGGACCAUCUGAUUGUAUCCCGGGUGGAAAUCCUUGAUGUGACACCCAAAAGCGAGUCCAUCGGUAUCGUCAUGCGGCGACACAAGUCACUGAUAAUCGAGAGUUACGAAACGGAUGGCAGCGGUGAUAAGUGAUAAAGUGAGGGAGUGAAUAGCAUUUAUAGGAGAAAAUAAACAUUUUAUUGUCGAGUAAAGCAGAA